Molecule: messenger RNA, 627 nt
Organism: Spizellomyces punctatus DAOM BR117
Lineage: Eukaryota; Fungi; Chytridiomycota; Chytridiomycetes; Spizellomycetales; Spizellomycetaceae
Product: 40S ribosomal protein S18
Exons: 4
Coding region: 73-543 (156 amino acids)
Biological process (GO): translation
Cellular component (GO): ribosome; small ribosomal subunit; cytosol
Molecular function (GO): RNA binding; structural constituent of ribosome
Source: RefSeq, a predicted model, not a curated record
CAAGUUCUGCGACCAACAGACGAGGUUCCUCCCUUUUCGCGCAACUCGCUUUGUCCACGGAACAUUGUGAACAUGGCGUCCAUUACUGUUCCGGACAAAGGUCAGUUCCAGCACAUCCUGCGUCUUCUCAACACAAACAUCGAUGGGAAGCGUAAGGUUAUGUACGCUUUGACCCACAUCAAGGGUGUGGGUCGGCGAUACGCGAACAUCGUUUGCAAGAAGGCUGACAUUGACCUCAGCAAACGUGCUGGCGAACUCACCAACGAAGAGCUCGAGCGUAUUGUUGUCAUCCUUCAAAACCCCCGCCAGUACAAGAUCCCCGAUUGGUUCCUUAACAGGCAAAAGGAUAUUAAGGAUGGCAAAUACUCUCAGGUCGUUGCCAAUGCCCUCGACAACAAGCUCCGUGAAGACCUUGAGCGCUUGAAGAAGAUCCGCGCCCACCGUGGUCUUCGUCAUUACUGGGGUGUGCGUGUACGUGGUCAGCACACUAAGACCACUGGCCGUCGCGGAAGGACUGUCGGUGUGUCCAAGAAGAAGGGCUAAGGGGACAUUGGGCCGGCAAUCGUCUUUCUGCCGCGAUUGUCGAUAUGUACAGGCAUUUUUCAAUACAAUAUUCGUGUUGCGGAA